Xenopus tropicalis (tropical clawed frog) is the source of this 3812-nucleotide messenger RNA. RefSeq names its product butyrylcholinesterase like (gene bchel). Gene Ontology annotation, molecular function: cholinesterase activity; carboxylesterase activity. Lineage: Eukaryota; Metazoa; Chordata; Amphibia; Anura; Pipidae. The record is from RefSeq and is a predicted model, not a curated record. The coding region runs from base 70 to 1749 and encodes 559 amino acids. The transcript is spliced from 4 exons.
GUAUAAAUAAGUUACAAGCGACCUACAGCAUAGUGCUACCAAGCAUACAGAGUAUUAGGAACUGACAGGAUGCUCCAAACCAAGCGAAACUGUUUUAGAUGUCUGCAAGUCUGUAAUCUGUUGAUGUCAUUCCUUAUUUUAAGUACUAAUGCCGGCCAUGAAAACAUUGUGGAAGUAAAACAGGGAAAGGUCAGCGGCAUAAAUUUAUCAGUAAAGUCAGGUUAUGUCACUGCAUAUCUAGGAAUUCCAUAUGGGGAACCACCAACUGGAAGGCUAAGAUUCAAAAAGACUGAGCAACGAAAACCAUGGCACGGGGUGCUAAAAGCUGACAAGUUUGGGAAAUCUUGUUUUCAAAACAGGGAAAAUAAAUUUGCUGAAUUUCCUGGUACUGAAAUGUUUCUAGUGAACAAUGAGAUGAGCGAGGACUGUCUUCAUCUUAAUGUGUGGGUGCCACCUUCUAAGCCAAAAGAUGCCCAUGUUAUGGUGUUUAUCCAUGGAGGUGGAUUUGAGUCUGGCACAACUUCCUUAGAUAUAUAUGAUGGAAGCGUGCUUGCUUAUGCAGAAAAUGUUAUUGUGGUAUCAAUGAACUACAGAGUUGGAGCAUUUGGGUUUUUGGCUUUGCCAGGACACAAGGAUGCACCAGGAAAUGCUGGAUUAUUUGACCAGAGGUUAGCUCUGCAGUGGAUCAAUGAAAACAUUGCAGCUUUUGGUGGGAAUCCUGAUAGAGUGACUAUCUUUGGACAUAGUGCUGGGGCAGCAUCUGUUGGGUUUCAUUUAAUAUCACCUAAAAGCUAUCCAUACUACAACAGAGCCAUAGUCCAAAGUGGGUCUGGGACAUCAAACUGGGCAUUAAAUUCUGAAGAGAGAGCAAAACGCUUAGCUUUGAAAUUAGCUGAAGUUCUCGAAUGUCCUCAAACAGACGAUGACGCUAUUAUAACUUGUUUAUUAAAUGAAGAUCCAAAACACCUGACUGAAAAGCAACUUUUGGCUAAGGAACCAUAUGCCCUUACUCAGUUUCUUCCCAUUGUAGAUCAUGAUUUUCUAGUAGACGUUCCAGAAAAUGUCCUAGGCCAAUCUAUGAAAAGAACAGACAUUUUGUUAGGAAUAACAAAGGAUGAUGGAAACCCUUUUACUUUAAUAGGUUCUACUGACUUUAACAUACAAACUGAAAGCUCAAUUAGUUCAGCAGAGCUGUUAGAAAGGCUGAAAAGAUUCUUUCCUUCAGCAGGUGAUCUUGGUAUACAAUCCAUUCUAUUGCAAUAUAAAGACUGGGAAGAUGUAAAUAAUGGUGAGAAAAAUCGACAAGCCAUGGAGCUGAUUCUUCGGGACUAUUACUUUGCUUGUCCUGUAAAAGGUUUUGCAAGAUAUGCUGUUGAACAUCAAAAUAACGUAUUCUUCUAUGAAUAUGAUCAUCGGUCAUCAAAUGAUCCUUGGCCAGAAUGGAUGGGAGCUCUGCAUGGUGCUGAAUUACCAAUGCUGUUUGGGAAACCAUUUAUCAAUAAAGGUCGUUACACCAGAUCUGAGCUCCUUUUUAGCAAAAGAAUUAUGAAAUUGUGGGCCAAUUUUGCAAGAACGGGAUCACCUAAUGUUGAAGCAGAAGAUGGAUUUGUAUGGCCACAGUACUCACUUAAAGAUGAAAAAUAUGCAGUUUUGAAGCUGAAUGGAUCAGAAGUUCACCAAAUGUUGAGCAUGCGCAAUUGCCAGUUUUGGAAUUUCUUCUUUCCUUCACUCCUAAAGCUUGUAAAAUAAUGAACGUGCUGGGAAGUCUGAAACUGGACAACAACAACACAAUAGUCUAUUGUAAUAAAAAUGUCACCAGAGUAGAAGCUACUAAGAAGAUGACCCUAUUCAAGUUGUACUUAAACUAAAAUGAGUUGUACGUAAUUAUCAACAAUGUUUGAAGUUUGACAAGUAAAAGAGCACCCACUGAGGUCCAGAGUUUGAUUAUUUGCUAAUUUGGAUUGCAAGUUAAUGAAUGUACAAUUAUCUCAUCGGGUAAAGCACAAGUGCAUUAUUUGGUUUUUACCAUUGAAACCAGCCCAUCCCUGUAAUCAGAAGAGUUUAUUUAAUGACCAUCACAAUGCAUUGUCUAGCAUGUUGGUGAAAGUGCCACCUAUGUUUCAUGGCUGUAGAUUAUAUGGAAUGUUGGGGGCUACACUGAGAUAAUAAACUUGUAAGGAACAGUAAUGGCAAGUAUUUAGAACUGUUACUUUUCUAUAUGUUAAAGGGUGCCCUCAAUCCCACCUGUUUUCACAUCUUAGCAUCCAAAAACGAGAUUUUUUUUACUGAGUCUAAAUCUUGUGCUGCAAGUUCUGCCAUUAUAAAGUAAAAUGUUAUAACCUUAAUAUGGACAGCGUGCUUUAUUCUUUUUACCCUGCUGCAGUCUGUGUCCCAGGGUUUGCAGAUAACUCGAAUCAGUAAUUAUAUUAACUGCCUGAUCCUCCCAUUUAUGCUUUUUGAUUUGGCUUUGUAAAAAGAUCGCUUCACAUCUUGGUUUCUCAGUGUAUAGAUAAAGGGGUUAAUUGAGGGAACAAAUAUGGUGUAUAGAAGGGAGACAAGCUUGCCAUGGGUGGAAGAAUAGUUGGAAAUAGGUUGCAUGAUUGUUAUCAGAACAGUGCUAUAGAAGAGAAAGACUACUGUGAGAUGGGACACGCAGGUGGAGAAGGCUUUUUGCCUACUUUGAGAUGAAUUGAUUUUCACAAUAGCAGCAAUGAUGGAGACAUAGGAGGCAAUAGUAAGAGAGAAUGCAGGCAUACCUACCAAUGCCCCGGCUAAAUAAGUCAUGACUUCGAUUCUUCUGGUAUCAGUAGAAGAAAUUUUCAGCAAUGCUGAGUAAUCACAGUAGAAAUGGUUGAUUUGCGCUGUUUGCAGUGGCAGUUGAACAAAAGCCCUUACAUGGGACAAUGGCUCUAGCAUACCAGCUACCCAACAUGCUGCAGACAUUACAGUGCAAACUUUAUAGUUCAUGAGAAGAUGGUAUUGUAAAGGCUUACAAAUAGCUAUGUAACGAUCGUAAGCCAUAGCUGCCAAGAGAAAAAAUUCAGCUGCAGUCAAAAACAUGAAAAAAUAGAGCUGCGUAAUACAGCCAUUAUAGGAAAUGCUGUGAAUCCUCGUUACCAACAUGACGAGACACUUUGGCUGAAUAGCUGAGGCUAAUGAAAAGUCCAGAAAUGAGAGGUUGCACAGAAAGUAGUACAUGGGUUUAUAAAGGCGUGGAUCUAGGCAAAUUAUAAUUAUGAUAAGUACAUUGCCUGCGAGAGUGAGAAGAUAGAUCGAUAGAAACACAAGGAAUAAUGGCGUCUGGAGUUCAGAGAUUUCUGUGAUGCCUUGGAGAUAAAGUUCCAUGAGUUUGCUUUGGUUUGCAUGCUGCAUGCUGGGAGUUAAGAAAAUAAAGUUAAGAGACUCACAUAUGACAAAAACGGUUGAUCUGUUUCAAAAGUUCCCGUUUAUUCUCAAACAUGUUUAAAGCAGAAUCUGUAAAGUAUAAUAUAUUUUUGUACGGAGGCAGCCUAAAUUCAUGUUUUAUAUCAUGACCUUGGACACAACUGAAAGAGCACACAAGCAUUAAAAGAUCAAAAUAAAAAAAAACAAGAUCAAAUAAAACUGUGGAAAAAACUUAAAUAUCUUAAAUUUGUACAUUUCACCUCGUUUUUAUUGGGUUGAAAAGCUCAAACAAAAUUUGAAAAACUCAAAUUCACUAAAUAGGUAAAAUUUGAACUAAAAUAGCUUACAUUGACUUCUAAAUUACUCUGCAAGAAAUGUGACAUUCACAAUUUUUGUUUUUUUCAAUUAAUAAAUAUUAUUAAAACGCA